Anopheles cruzii is the source of this 3034-nucleotide messenger RNA. RefSeq names its product DDB1- and CUL4-associated factor 7 (gene wap). The transcript has 2 exons. NCBI's taxonomy places the organism in Eukaryota, Metazoa, Arthropoda, Insecta, Diptera, Culicidae. Gene Ontology annotation, molecular function: protein binding. Gene Ontology annotation, cellular component: nucleus. The record is from RefSeq and is a predicted model, not a curated record. The coding region runs from base 217 to 1491 and encodes 424 amino acids.
UUAAUCGUACCAGCCUUUGAGCAGGUCCAUCGUACCACAUUGGAAACGGCAACGCUGUCGAUGCCGGUGAUUUUACCGAAGUAAGGUGUCUUCACAGUAGUCACAUUCGCAGCUGCAGCUACCAAACACUCGAGCGAGCUGUGCUAUUCUCGCAUUCUCGUUUUGGUUUUACUGGGAAGAAUAGCGAAAAGCAUUACUUAACACUAUCCUUCGCAAAUGGAUCAGCUGAGACAAAUCAUUCGCCUUUCUAGCAACGUUAGCGACGACGGUAAGGAUUGUAAGCCGGCGCGGAGAACAACCAGCAUUUCUAAAGAUUUGGGCGCCACCACCAACACGUCCUCUGACCAAAUAGUGUUGCCAGCACAGGAGUCAACUUCAGUGGCAAAAAACCAGGCCCAAACGAAACCAUCACCGCCGCGUACCCGCGCCAGCAUCCUACCGUUGAUCGGAAGCGACAUGUCUGGAACUACGGGAAAGCGUAAGGAAAUCUACAAAUAUCUUGCUCCAUGGCCACUGUACUCGAUGAACUGGUCCGUGCGACCCGACAAGCGGUUUCGACUUGCCCUCGGCAGCUUCGUCGAGGAGUACAACAACAAGGUGCAAAUCAUAAGUCUAGACGAGGAUACGAGCGAGUUCAGCGCUAAAAGCACCUUCGACCACCCGUACCCGACAACGAAAAUUAUGUGGAUCCCCGAUUCGAAGGGGGUCUAUCCAGACCUGCUGGCAACGAGUGGCGACUACUUACGGCUAUGGCGCGCGGGGGAGCCAGACACGCGACUUGAGUGCGUACUAAACAACAACAAAAACAGCGACUUUUGUGCACCACUCACCUCGUUCGACUGGAACGAAGUCGACCUUAAUCUGGUUGGAACUUCAUCGAUCGACACCACCUGCACGAUUUGGGGCCUCGAGACCGGUCAGCCACUGGGGCGCGUUAAUCUCGUCUCCGGUCACGUCAAGACGCAGCUGAUCGCACACGACAAGGAAGUGUACGACAUUGCUUUCUCGCGUGCUGGUGGCGGUCGCGAUAUGUUCGCUUCUGUCGGUGCCGAUGGCAGCGUCCGGAUGUUUGAUCUGCGCCACCUCGAGCACUCCACAAUCAUCUACGAGGACCCGGCGCACACCCCGCUUCUGCGUUUGGCGUGGAACAAACAGGAUCCGAACUAUCUAGCAACGGUCGCGAUGGAUAGUUGCGAAGUAAUAAUACUUGACGUGCGCGUCCCAUGCACACCUGUUGCACGACUCAGCAACCACCGUGCGUGCGUGAACGGAAUUGCCUGGGCCCCGCACAGCUCCUGUCACAUCUGCACGGCAGGCGAUGACCACCAGGCUCUGAUCUGGGACAUACAGCAGAUGCCCCGUCCGAUCGAAGAUCCAAUACUGGCGUACACGGCAGCCGAGGGCGAAGUCAAUCAAAUACAGUGGGGUGCCACGCAGCCCGACUGGAUAGCGAUCUGCUACAAGACGGCCUGCGAAAUACUGCGCGUUUAAGUAGGAAACGCGUGGGGAGAGUUUCGAAGACUGCACUACCGCACGAAAGAGUAAGCAGCGACGUAACACAACGACAAGCAAGAGAGUCAGUGAGCUGAUGCCAAGUGUGGCGUUUCCGUAGGUCCGCGCAUAGCCACCACCAACACUAUUCACGGGUUUCAAAGACUGGCACCGAUUGGAAGCGGGCUGAAGGACAAAUAUUAACUAAUGUUUCGAUUGCGCGUAUAUAAGUGUAUAUUAAAUGGUCCCUAUGGGAUGGAUGGUGCGACAUCAGGAGUGCAUGAGCAAAGGUAAAAGUGCAACAGCAGGUCACGCUGAGCAGGUGGUUGCUCAGUCGUACUCAGUUAGAUCGGGAUUUAUAUGCUACUAAUGAGUGCAUAGAUCACCGUACCCUGAUAGUCUUGCAUCCGCUGAAUUUGUAAGCCUUUAUACCCGAUUGCUCGAAAUAAUUGUGAAAGGUUUAAAUAUCCCAUUAUCAUGGCUUCUAGAAAUGGCGUUAGAACUUCAUACUUGCCGCUAAUUUUUGUAAAAUAUCAAUUGUAUAUCUAAGAUUUAAAAAAAUAUAUAAAGUUAUAGACACAACUAGAAGAAUGAACAUAAAACUUUGUGUUCUUAUCAAUGUUUUUUCUUCCCGUUGUGAGGGAUGUGCAAUCAAGUGCGCAUAAAUGUGCUCACUUCUUUUCCUUCACUUUGAAACCACGAGCAGAUCGACACCUCCUCAACAAUAAUUUACUAUAUCCAUCCGAGCGGCAACAUUUCGUUAUCAGUUAUGCUCGUUAGUACUACUCUUUGUGCAGCAUUCGCUCCAGUAUGGUUCCAUUAAACUAGUAGUCAAAUAGUUUAGCCAACCCUCACAUCUGACUUCCUCAGGACACCAAAUGAAAAAAACGUAGCCGCUUAGGAAGCAAGCAACAACGGCUGAACUUUAUUAGCUCUUUCGUGCAAGCGCCUCCAACAUUAAUAUUGCGAAAAUUAUGUGUAGCUCAGUUUAGUUAAGUUCUUUAUAAAUAAUGUCCAAUAAUGUUACUAGUAGCAACAAAAAUCGCACAAUAAUUCAUUAGCAAAUCUUUUAUAUGCCCGUUUAGAAGUAGUACAGAAUGCCUCUCAGGUCUACAGGUAAUUAGUGACUAACGAUUCCUUAUUAUUUGUUUUUUUUAAUUAAACAGAACACAAUGCUAAUUUACAUUUAAACUAAACGAAAAAAUAUCUAACAUAUUUUUAAAAACAGAACCUUACAAAUAGCGCGUUCGGAGACUCAUAUUAAAAGUAUGUAGGUACGGUAGGUGUAGGAUUAGGUGAUUGCCUUUGCUAGCAAUAACUUUCUUCCAUCUUUCGGGCGAUUCCUAGAAGCGUUGAGCAAACGAUUUGGGCCAGUUUGCCCUUAUCCGAUGCUUGGUCUAGUUUUCCGCUUCCGGCCCGUUUUCGACGUUGAUAGCCAUCCAAAGCGAAUGCCAUGCCAUGCAAGAAGAGUCCGAUGACGACUAGACCGGAACCUAAACAAUUAGACGUGCAUCUACCAGAUAACAACAAGCGGAAGAAGUGG